Molecule: messenger RNA, 585 nt
Organism: Helianthus annuus (common sunflower)
Lineage: Eukaryota; Viridiplantae; Streptophyta; Magnoliopsida; Asterales; Asteraceae
Product: leucine-rich repeat extensin-like protein 3
Exons: 1
Coding region: 1-585 (194 amino acids)
Source: RefSeq, a predicted model, not a curated record
AUGGAGAUGGACGAUGACCCAGACCCAGAAAUGCAAACCGGAACACGGGGCCACCUAAUUAGCAUCUCAAGCGGUUCCCCAUUUCAGGGAUCGCCGUACUGUGGGCCCGAUUCAUUUCAAGAAAGGAUGGCCACUUAUGAUUGGUACUUUACUCCUUCGUACCAUAACUCUCCAGCUCAACCUCCUUUGGCUGAACCCCAGCUUCAAGCAGUUUCACCUCCACCACUUCCUGUUGAGGAGCCGCCUAAACAGCCACCUCAGCCACCUCUCGAGCCUCCGAGGCGAAGGAGAAAUGCUCGAAUUUCUGUGCGAGUAGGACCUCGAUUCAGUUCUCCUCAGGGUUCAAGUUCUUACCCUCCUAUCCUCGAGGACCCCCAAAUGGGUGGACCCUCGCACGUGGUGCCGGAGAACGAUCCUCUACCGGUUUCACAUGCACCACCGCCACCAAAGGGUUUCGACAACCCGAUCCCGACUUACCCAGGAUCUUCUGGGUACAACCCUUUUGAAAACCCAUCGGGAUAUCCAUCGGAUUAUGGACUGAUUCGAUUGAGCCAGAAGUAUUUAAGAGACAGUGGAAGUUGGUAA